Molecule: messenger RNA, 813 nt
Organism: Mesorhabditis belari
Lineage: Eukaryota; Metazoa; Nematoda; Chromadorea; Rhabditida; Rhabditidae
Source: the annotation of a GenBank genome assembly
AUGGAACUUUACCAGUUUCUCGGCUAUACGAAAUUCCUUUUCACUUGGACCACGAUGACAAAAACUGUGAAGAAAGUGUUGGACUACUAUGUGGAGAAGGGUAUUGCUGAACUUCGACCCUAUCCAUUGGUGCCAUAUACGGAUACAGUACGAACUUUUGUUUACCUUGAAGAUGAGAAGUUUCUCAGAAAUAAGGAUAUUUCUCUAUAUGAAUGGAUGGAAGAAAAAGUAAAGAACAACUCAAAAAUAGGUGCAUUUUCAAUCAGACAUUUUGGUCUCCAGAUGAAUCCGAUGCUCAUUCCAAAGCCAUUCAAUUAUGAAGAAUUCUUGAAAUUUGAUGGUUUGCGAGGGCCGACCAUCUUUAAUAAUGAUCGGUCGCCUAAAGCUAUUUUCCUCACAGAAUUCACCCGCCAACCACACACUCACUGGAUUUUGAAGCACUUUAAGCAGAAACACUCUCAUUCGGCGAGCGUCGAUGAAAUUGUUUAUCUACACGCAAGGGCUAGCUUUGCAGGAGCGAAAUUGAGUAAAAAGUCGCUGAACGGCACUCAAAAUCUGAUGCCAGAUGUGGAUUUAUUGGGAAAGGAUGUCGAGGAAAAGCUGCAAAAAAUUCGCGAUGUAACAAAAGAAAUUUUCGGCGAAAACCCGCCGCCUUUCUCUCGUGAAACUUCAGAAGCUAUGGCAAAAUGCACGGGAAAUUGGCUUCAAAAAUGGCGUUGUCGAAAGCCGUUGACCGGGUGCUUUGAUGUGGUGAAAUAUAUGGAGGAAUGGGUGUUCGCUAAACCGUCGGAAGAGAAUGGAUGGACAAUUCUU